AUGGUGUUGGGGCUGCGGACGCCCCUCCUGGGGCUGGCAGGGCUGCUGUGGCUGUGUGUCCCGCCAUGGGCUCAGGGUGGAAAAGUACUGGUGGUGCCUGUGGAAGGCAGCCACUGGCUCAGCAUGCUGAAUGUGCUGCAAGAGCUCCACGCGCGAGGCCACCAGACUGUGGUACUUGCACCAGACGUGAGCAUCCACGUCAAAGGAGAGGAAUAUUUCACCUUGAAGACCUAUGCCACUUCUUAUACCCAGGAGGAAUUUCAAGACAUCUUUCGGCGACACAAUGAAAUGAUCUUUCAAAGACUGCAUUUCUUGAAGAUUAUCCUGGAAAAUAAAGAGAACCUGAAAAAUGCAGCUAGGUUCUAUCACCAGUUAUGCUCAGAGCUGCUGCACAACAAAAGCCUGAUCAGGCACCUCAAUGACAGCUCUUUUGACGUGGUUUUAACAGACCCCAUGAUUCCCUGUGGAGCACUGCUUGCUAAGUACCUGUCGAUUCCUACUGUGUUCUUCUUGAAUGGCAUUCCUUGUGACCUGGACUUCGAGGCCACACAAUGUCCCCACCCCUCCUCAUAUAUUCCCAGGCUCAUGACAAUGAACUCAGACCACAUGACCUUCCUGCAAAGGGUCAAGAACAUGCUCUACCCUCUGGGCAUGAAGUACUUUUGCCAUAUUUCUUAUGAUGCAUUCCCAAGCCUUGCAUCUGAGCUUUUUCAGAGAGAUGUGUCCUUGGUGGACAUCUUUAGCCAUGCAUCUGUGUGGCUGUUCCGAGGAGACUUUGUGCUGGACUACCCUAGGCCCAUCAUGCCCAACAUGGUCUUCAUUGGGGGCAUCAACUGUGCCAACAGGAAGCCUCUCUCUCAGGUAGUAUGGCUGCCUUUAUCUCUCCAAUAUCUUGCGAUGUGCAAAUGCUUGUUCAUGUCUCCGUCUUUCCAGUUAUCUCCAUCUCUCAUUCUUGUUGAAGUCUUCAGUAGUAGAAAUUGUUUUGGUGCCCUAAGAGGAGUGAGAAGGAGGGAGCCUUGUAAUAGAAUUGGCCAGCAAUAAUGAGACUCCAAGUCUCUCCAUGUGUUUGCCGCCAUCUUCUUGGAUGUAUGACUCAGUGCCUCUGUGCAGGUGCAGUGCAACUGAGGUGUGAACUGACCCAUAUGAUUAGUUCCUAGGGAGGGGAGUGGUGACUUGUGGAUUCUUGGCAGAAGGAAAAACAUAAAAGUCAAUUGCAAUACGAUUGUGAUCAUUUUCCGUAAUCCCCUAUUGGAAAGGAUAGAAAUAUGAGCAAAGCCACCUGAACUCUCCAAGGCCAUGGUCGCUUCAGAAGCACAGAAAUGAGCUGAUCACAAGAGAGACAAGGAGGAUAUUGUUUUUGUGUUAGGAGAAUGAAACCUCUGAGUCCUGCUUCCUCUGAUGCAGCACUGUUGGCAGCAGGAUUUUUGUGUAGAAGUUUGUUUCUGGGCCAUGAUGAGGGGACAUAGCAGAGUUGUGUGUCGGUGAUGGCUG
This is a messenger RNA of Ochotona curzoniae (black-lipped pika), 1491 nucleotides long. RefSeq names its product UDP-glucuronosyltransferase 1A4-like. Bases 1 to 1041 code for a protein of 346 amino acids. Gene Ontology annotation, molecular function: UDP-glycosyltransferase activity. The transcript has a single exon. NCBI's taxonomy places the organism in Eukaryota, Metazoa, Chordata, Mammalia, Lagomorpha, Ochotonidae. The record is from RefSeq and is a predicted model, not a curated record.